Messenger RNA from Mandrillus leucophaeus (drill), 877 nucleotides. RefSeq names its product cancer/testis antigen 62 (gene CT62). The record is from RefSeq and is a predicted model, not a curated record. Lineage: Eukaryota; Metazoa; Chordata; Mammalia; Primates; Cercopithecidae.
AUGCAUAUGACAUCCUAUAGAAGACUGUCACCGCCCCACCUCACUGAUCAACUCUCUGGCUACAGCCACACCCACAGAACGUUCAGCCAUUUCUCCUGUGGUUCCCAGCGCGCACAGCGUCUGCACAUGGGACUCUGGAAUACUGACCUACAGUCUGAGUUCCCGUGCCCUUGCCUGGGGCUGACUCUCUACUUGACCUGUAACCCACAACUGGGCAAGAGAAAAUUCUGCAGCCACAGCUCUGAGGACAUGAGCAAAAUGGUUUCCAGAUGGAAUGUCAAGGAUUCACAUGAAGUGGCAGGGGGUCUUCAGGCCACACUUCAGGUUAUCUCCUUCUCUUUCCCUUUUCUGCUUCACUCUUGCUCUCAUCCUUCUCGCCCCACAUCUGGUCAGAGGAGAUAGGAAGGUUCUUGUUACCUGGUACAAGACAACUUUUGGAAUCCCAGAUAUUCAGAUUAUUUCCCCUUUUCCUCUUUGCAAAUGAUAAUACUCACAGCCAAGAGGCAUCACCCGGAUCUGAGGCUGCUUCUCCUUAGGACUUGCAGAGAGAAGGAGAAGGUGGGGCUGGCAGCCUCCAGUCCACAGCCUUCCUUUCUCCUCCUGGCAAUGAUUAACUAGGCCUAGACAAUGGAGAUCUAUGGCAUAUGCCCAUGUGCCAGGGCCUCCUCCUCUCAAGCAUGGCUGAUCAGUCACUCGCCUGUCUAUCCUUUAUUUAUUGAAGCCAACUAUGAAUGACUAAAGGAAGGAUGAGAAAAGUCACCCAAGGUCAAAGGGGACAGUGUAGGAGAAUGCUCUAGACAGAAGGAAGCACCUUUGCAAAGGCCCUGAGGAAGGCAGGGCACUCUGAAGGAGCAGAAGAGCUGUGUGGCCUCAAAAU